Messenger RNA from Emiliania huxleyi CCMP1516, 384 nucleotides. RefSeq lists its product as hypothetical. NCBI's taxonomy places the organism in Eukaryota, Haptophyta, Isochrysidales, Noelaerhabdaceae. The record is from RefSeq and is a predicted model, not a curated record. The transcript is spliced from 2 exons. Bases 1 to 384 code for a protein of 127 amino acids.
AUGUCCGAGCUCGACACGCCGCCUCUGGUGCUGUGGUGUGGCUGCAUGGGGCUCGCAGGCGUCGUCCUGACGCUCUGUGUCGUGUACCCGGCGUACUACCAUCUCCCUGGAGACGACCACGGCCGCUUCGAGGACUUUUACAAUACGCGUGGAAGGGUGGGUGCCGCCAGCUUUGUGCAGCUCGGGGGCUUUGGGCUGCUACUGCUGGGCAUGGCGGUCUACAACGGGACGACACAGCUGCCGGGCGGGCCACGAGCGACGGAGCACCCCAUCCUGGACAUGGAGGCCUCCGUCCGCCUGUCCCUGAUGGGGCCGACGGCGUUCCGCACGUCACGCAUGUCGGUCAAGAACCCGAGUCUGAAGCAAAAGCUGGUGGAGCCGUGA